AUGGCCGCGAAGCUGAUCGAUCGACGCUUUUAUAAUGUUCCAGGCAAGCUUCGGAUCUCCGAGCUGUUCUUUGAUGUCCCUGUGGACUACAGCAACCCCACUGGGGAGACGCUGAGACUUUUUGCACGCAGUAUCAGUCGCUUGAAUAAGCCAAUUGAGUCUGCCAAAGAAGAGGGCAAGGAAGCCAAAGAAGGCAAGCUGCCUUGGCUGGUCUACCUGCAAGGUGGUCCUGGCUUUGGAUGUGGUGCCCCGCAGUCGUACCCCUGGGUUGAUUUUGUGCUCAGCAAGGGCUAUCAAGUGCUAUUCCUGGAUCAACGAGGUACUGGCCUCAGUUCGACCAUCACAGCGGGAACCCUCGCCCGCCAGGGAGAUGCUAUCAAGCAGGCUGAGUACCUCAAGAACUUCCGCGCAGACAGCAUUGUGCGUGAUUGCGAAGCCAUCCGUACUGUCUUGACUCAGGACUAUCCGGCAGAGCAGCGCCGAUGGAGUGUGCUGGGACAAAGUUUCGGUGGCUUCUGCACCGUGAAUUACCUGUCAAAAUACCCCGAGGGGCUGAAAGAAGCUUUCCUGACCGGUGGCCUGCCCCCACUUACUGACGGGCCAGAUCCUGUCUAUGCGAAGACCUAUGAAAAGGUCAAGCAGAGAAAUGAGGCUUUCUACCAGAAAUUCCCCGAUGACGCGGAACGCGUGAAGAAGAUCAUGCAAUACCUGACCCAGAACGAGGUUGCAUUGCCAUCUGGAAUUCUCAGCCCAGCUCGCUUCCAGCAACUGGGUAUCUUGCUUGGCGCGCAUGGCGGAGUUGACAAUCUGCACGAUAUCAUCGUCAGGGUCACUAAUGAUUUGGAGAUGUUCGGAUUCCUUACUCUGCCCACUCUCCAUGUGAUUGACAGCAACGGUGGUAUGGACAAAAACAUCAUCUACGCCGUUCUGCACGAAUCAAUCUAUUGCCAAGGAAAACCAUCACUCUGGUCCGCAGAUAGACUGCGCUCAAGCUACUCGCAAUUCGAGAUCAAGGACUCGCUGCCUGAAAUCUAUUUCACCGGCGAGAUGAUCUUCAAGGACAUGUUCGAGUCCUACUCGGAACUCAAGCAGCUCAAGGAAGUGGCUGAGAUCCUGGCCACUACCGAUGAAUGGCCUGCUCUCUACGACGAGGCUCAACUUGCCAACAACAAGGUGCCAGUUUACGCCGCUACCUACUUCGACGAUAUGUAUGUCCACUUUGAUCUGGCUACAGCCACUGCUGCCAAGAUCAAGAACUCAAAGCAAUUCAUCACCAACACUAUGUAUCACGAUGGGUUACGCAGCAAGGCGAGUGAGGUCAUGCGCCAGCUCUUCAACCUCAGGGAGGACUCGAUUGAUUAG
Molecule: messenger RNA, 1362 nt
Organism: Penicillium paradoxum
Lineage: Eukaryota; Fungi; Ascomycota; Eurotiomycetes; Eurotiales; Aspergillaceae
Product: proline iminopeptidase
Exons: 9
Coding region: 1-1362 (453 amino acids)
Biological process (GO): proteolysis
Molecular function (GO): peptidase activity
Source: RefSeq, a predicted model, not a curated record